This is a messenger RNA of Doryrhamphus excisus (bluestripe pipefish), 3983 nucleotides long. The record is from RefSeq and is a predicted model, not a curated record. Lineage: Eukaryota; Metazoa; Chordata; Actinopteri; Syngnathiformes; Syngnathidae.
CCCUGCGUCUCGUCUCCAUCCCUAAGCGGAGACUAAAAGGAGCCCGGAUAAAGAUGCUCAGCGUCGCUGGCUCAGCCGGCUGAAAACGUCAUUAUCACGGUGUCGGAGGCGCACAUUUAGCGUCGGCAGUCAUGGAAAUGAGCAAGUCUUUCUCCGACACGGAGCGUGCACUCCGGAGCUACGGCGCCGUGUCACAAACCGCGUGGACGACGGACAAAGGCCACAGUGAUGUGUCCAUGGCAGAGAGCACCAUCUCUCCUGAGGAGAUUGAGGUGGAGAUGGCUCGUAUCCAACGUCUGAGGGAAGUCUUAGUGCGUCGGGAGUCGGAGCUGCGCUUCAUGAUGGACGACAUCCAGCUGUGCAAAGACAUCAUGAGUUUAAAGCAGGAGCUGAGGCAGAUCGUUGCAGUGCCAGAAAAAGACAAAAGCAAGAAAGACAGGCAGCAGGAAGAGGAACUGAUCCUGAAGAUCCAUAAACUGGUGCAGAAGAGGGAUUUCUUGGUCGACGAUGCUGAGGUGGAGAGAUUAAGGGAACAAGAGGAGGACAAAGAGAUGGCAGAGUUCCUCAGGCUGAAACUGAUGCCGCUGGAGAAGAAGCUCACGGUAAAACAAAAUCCUCCGAAGCCCAGAAGACAAAUCUUGGAGCCGCCGCCCAACAAACCCUUCAUCUCCAAAUCAGGCGUGGCCAUCAUUAAAGAUUGCUGCGGCGCCACCCAGUGUGCCAUCAUGUAACUGAUGGACAUGCUUCAAGGGCCACGCCCACAUCCCCUUGCAAACACGACUUCCAUCAUCACUUCCUGUGUAUCGGAGAAUCUGUUCUGCUUUGUGUUCCACGGUAGAGUCCAUCAGAUCAUGUUUGCAAUCCAACAUGGAUUCACACAUUAAAAACAUUCACAAUAUUACAAUUAGAAAUGAAAUUAUGUAUAAAUGUAAUAAUUCCAUACAUCCUUUUUCUUAAAAGCAGCAUUAACAUCCACAAUUAUGAAUUGGAACCACAAGCACAAUGUCCUACUGGGGGUUCUCUGAUGCACACCAAAUUAUGUGGUUAACCAAUAACCGGUCCAGGGUGUACUCUGUUCACUCGCCCAAAGAAAGCUGGGAUAGGCUCCAGCAUAUCUGCCACCCUAAGUGAGGAUAAGCAGCAUAGAAAACGGAUAUGAAAGCAAAACAGAUGUUUAGAAAGACAAAUUCACUUUUUUAUGCCACAAACGGGCUGCACGGUGGUCAAGUGGUUAGAACACAGGCCUCACAGGUUGGAGACACAAGUUCAAUUCCACCCUGGGCCAUCUCUGUGUGUUCCAAAAACAUGCUAGGUUAAUUGGCGACUCCAAAUUCAAUCCAUUGGUAUGAAUGUGAGUGUGAAUGGUUGUUUGUCCUGUGAUUGAACAUUAAUGAAUGCCACAAACAAGACACAGUAAUUGCUCAUCGAUUCUUGAAAUCUGGAAUCCAUACCAGGUGUAUGAGAUGUGUUAAGUCGCCAUUUUAUUGUACAACGUUGCAACGACAAACUACAGUCCCGUUAGGAUGUGUUCAUCAGCAGGCCAAAUUUGUUUGUGGCGGCCUCAAUGUAUUGGUGGCGGUCUGCUUUAAAUGAAUGGGUGGGAAACACUGAGCAUACAUGCCACUAAAAGAAAAGAAUACUUCUUUUAAGUGGGGCCAUAAGCUAUUUUUUGAUGCUCAUGAUGAUGAUGAUGAUGAUGACAUCAUCAUCAUCAUCGUACCAGCGUACCAGAUAGAUGGGGGACGCAACAAAGAAUGAAGUUCUACUUCUCAGGUGAUGAACAAACACCAUAAAGACUCACUGAAGUUUAGAAAUAUGAUUAUUAUAAUUACGGCAGAUUUUAAAAUCAUAUACGGUGGUGUGUAAGUGUUUGAACACUUCCUGAUUUCUUUUUUUUUUUUUUUGCAUGUUGGUCACACUUGAAUGUUUCAGAUAAUCAUGACAACACAACUGAAUACAAAAUGCAGUUUUUAAAUGAAACUUAAGGGAGAGAAAAAAAAAUCCAAACCAACAUGGCCCCGGGUGAAAAAGUGAUUGCCCGCAAUUAAAAAACUGAGAUUGAGAAGUAUCAAUCUAAGUGUCUGGAAAAAGUUAUAAAGCCGUUUCUACAGCUUUGUGACGCCGAGGAACCACACUGAGAGCCAUUAUACACAAAGGGCGAAAAAAAAAAUUACGCCAAGAGUGCAGCAACGACUCCUCCAAGAGGUCACAAAAGACCCCACAACAACCUUUAAGGUUUGUGUUGAUGUCUGCAUCAUAAGACACUGGGCAAAAACAGCCUGCAUGGCAGAGUUCCAAGACAAAAAGCACUACUGAACAAAAAGAACAUUAAAGCUUGUCUCUAUUUUGCCAGAAAACGUCAUGAUCCCCACAUUUGGGAAAAUACUCAAAAGUUCAACUUUUUGGAAGGUACAUCUGGCGUAAAAGUAAAGCCACAUUUCUGAAAAAAAAAAAAAAAAAAGAUCAUACCAAUAGUAAAAUAUGGUGGUGGUAGUGUGAUGAUCUGGAGUCUUUUUGUUGCCUCGGGACCCGUAGGCUUAUUGUGAUAAAUGGAACCUUGAAUUCUGCUGUCGACCAAAAAAAAAGUCCUGAAGGAGAAGGUCCAGCCAUCGGUUUGUGACUUCAGGCUGAAACCAACUUGGGUUCUGCAGCAGGACCAGCAAGUCCACCUGUGAAUGAACACGUUGGAGUGGCCUAGCAUUUUGUGCUCAGUUAUAUUAGACUAAUAUUUACUUUUUGUUUCAUCUGAAAUAUGCAAGUGUGACAAGCAAAACAACUCAACUGGGAAGGAGGCUGUAUGCUUUCCCCAAAUAUAUUCCACGUGUAUUCAUGGUAAACUGCCAGCCACGUUAAAAGUGUAUAUGCACUGUUAGCAUAAUCAUUCAAAUUUGAUUAAUUUUUCUUUUUCAUGUAAGGUCAUGGCUCAGUCUUUGUGUUUAUCUUGGCUGUGCAAACAAAGCUAAAGGAUACUUUGGCUUUGCUUGUUGAUACGGAUUAUUGCGACACGGCUGAGAAGCGGCAACUCCAUCCUCCUUUGUGUUUUUGGGGUGAAUAUUUAACCAAAAAAAUAAAUUAAAAUGCAAUCUUCUAGUUAAUGCUAACAUUUCCAUGUAUGUUUGAGUGUCUUAUAAAGAUCUCACCUUCUUUCUGUAGUGCUAGUUCAUUCAUGAAAUGUUGAAAAUGUAAAAAAAAAAAAAAAAUGCAGAAAAUAAGCUGAAACUACCUGUAUAUAUAUGUUUAAAUAAAGAGCAUCUUUCAGAAAGCAGACAGUGGAUUUAUCUUUUAGUAUCAAGCAGGAAAUGAGGCAAAAGUUGAUGCUUAGUGAGGUUUAUUAACAUAAAUGUUGUUGGUCCCUUCGACAAAUAACAGAUUAAUUAGCGGUGGUUGCGGUGUCACAAACUGAUUACAAGGCAACAGUUUUACAAACAAAUGCAUGUUUAAAUUUUUUGAAAAAGUAGAGAAAGCAGUACCGUGUUGUGAAUGCAAUACUGCUGAGUAAAUGGGUGAAAAAAAAAAACAAAAAAAAAAACUUGACUUGCAAGACGAAGUGGGUUAGUAAAAAGAAAACGAGGCUAAGAAUUAGUUUCUUUCUUCAACUUCAUACGCAAUGAUUUCAUGAACCACGACUAUGCAGAAGUGCAUAUUUCAAGUGGUACAAAAGCAACCGUGAGUUAGAUGCCACCAAGCAGCAAGAACUUGGCUUUACUCAAAUAGACAAAGUUUAAAAUAGAUAUUUCUUGGGAGAAUUAAAAGCUCCUAUAAUUAUCAUCAUCGUCGUUGUCAAUUCCUUGAGCUGCAUAGUAUUCUAUAGGGUAGGAGAGGGUAUACAUAUUUGGCGAGUGAACAACAGGUGGAGACACAACUUCCAAACGCAAACUUAAAUUCUCGUCGUGUAAGUGACGACAAAAUUGAACGAGUAAACACGGCAAGUGGAUCCUGCUGAUGGAAUGGGCUCUUAGCCAUUCUCCAAAUGUUUUUUUUUU